UUUCUAAUCUUGUGCCCUAUUGCAGGUCUGCAGAAAAAAGGAAAUAUUGCAAGAUUGAUAGAAAGGCAAAACAAAGUCCAUCUAUGGCCGGAAGAACUGGAGAGAAGGAUGAUUGGUGGGUAUCUAUUCCUAAGAUUGAACUCCAUGCCCACCUUAACGGUUCAAUCAGAGACUCCACUCUUCUAGAGUUGGCUAAAAGUUUGGGGGAGAAGGGUUCAAUCGUUUUCGCGGAUGUUGAGCACGCUAUCUUGAAAGAUGAUCGCACGCUCACAGAAGUUUUCAAGUUGUUUGAAUUGAUCCACAUUGUUACCACUGACCAUAAUAUUCUGACCAGAAUAACCAAAGAAGUUGUGGAAGAUUUUGCUGCUGAAAAUGUUGUUUAUUUGGAAUUAAGAACAACGCCAAAGAAGAACGCCUCAAUAGGGAUGAGUAAGCCAUCCUACAUGGAAGGAGUGAUAGAGGGCUUAAGGGCUGUCAAUGCAGUAGAAGUUGCUCUUGCUCCUCACUGUUUGGGAAAAAAGGGAAAACCUUUUAAUUCGGGUUGUGUUUGUGGAACUCCAAGAAAGAGGAUAUACAUUGGACUCUUACUUAGUAUUGACCGACGUGAGACUACUGCUUCGGCAAUGGAAACUGUGGAGCUUGCACUUCAGAUGAGAGAUAUGGGGGUAGUGGGCAUUGAUCUUUCAGGAAACCCUACUGUUGGAGAAUGGUGCACUUUUUUACCCGCCUUAGAUUUUGCCCGGAAGAAUGGCCUCCGUAUCACUCUUCACUGUGGUGAGGUACCUAAUUUAGAUGAGAUCCAGGCAAUGCUAGACUUUGUACCUGAGAGAAUUGGACAUGCUUGUUGCUUUGGAGAAGAAGAAUGGAAGAAAUUGUUAGAACUCAAGAUUCCUGUGGAGAUUUGCUUGACAUCCAACAUUCGGACCGAAACUAUCUCUUCCAUAGAUGUUCAUCAUUUCGUUGAUUUGUAUAAAGCAGAGCAUCCUAUAAUCCUCUGUACCGAUGACGCCGGAGUAUUUUCUACCUCAUUGUCUUCUGAAUAUAUUCUGGCAGCCUCUACAUUUGGGCUCGGAAAGCAGAAAAUGUUGCAAUUGGCAGAGAAAGCUAUCGAAUUUACAUUUGCCGAUGAAGAGGUGAAGGAAGAGCUACGCCAGAUAUUUGAUUCUGCAGCUAGGACCGCCAGAAGAGAUGAUCUGAUGAGAAAGGAGGAGGAAUAAGUGUUUUAGGAACAAAUGUUCUUUUUUAGUUUCAAUCUUUUAUGUGCUAAUAGUGCGAAAUAAUCUCUCUUGUGAGUGAUUUGUGUGAGAUCUCAUUACUCUCAAAUCAACUGUGAAGAAGUAAACUGUAUCUGUAACUGGCUUAGCUCAUUGAAGAAUUGGUGAUCCAAUAAACUGAUUUUAAUUGCCUGCUCA
This is a messenger RNA of Impatiens glandulifera, 1412 nucleotides long. RefSeq names its product N6-mAMP deaminase. The transcript is spliced from 11 exons. Gene Ontology annotation, molecular function: adenosine deaminase activity. Gene Ontology annotation, biological process: inosine biosynthetic process; adenosine catabolic process. The record is from RefSeq and is a predicted model, not a curated record. Lineage: Eukaryota; Viridiplantae; Streptophyta; Magnoliopsida; Ericales; Balsaminaceae. Bases 84 to 1217 code for a protein of 377 amino acids.